GUGUUGGGUGUGCGUACGGAAUAGAGACAGCCAAAUGCUCAUUGAAAUUUACGAUUAUGCUGCAAAAUUAUUAAACAAUAUGACCGCAACAGGAAACGGAACAGAAACCGACGCUGACACUGAAACUGAAACCGAAUCCGAAACCGAGAGUGCUCCGUGGACAAAGGAGGAGGACAUUAAUAAGCAAUCCGUCGGGAUUCGUCCGGAGACCAGCCAGGAAGUGCCAACCAGUGGCGGUAAUCUAACGGUUAAACUACUCCAGGCCACCACCGGCAACGUGCGCACCCUCCUCAAUCGCACCCUGGCGACCGUGACAGCCGUGGCCCGCUCAUAUCCCGCCCAGCACGCACCCAGCCUGCCUCUGCCCCUGCCCGCUCUGCUGCUUCAGGCCCUCGACGCUGCGGACGUGACCCGGGGCCAGCACAUCGAUCACACCACACCGCAUCCGGCGGUUGGGACGGUGAGUGGAGCCGAGGCGGCAGAAGACCUCCUGCCGCAUGUCCUGGAGGCGCCACCACCGCUAAUGGCAUUUAAUGCCACGGGUGGCCCUGCCAGCAUUCCAAAUUCUCUGGCAACGGACCGGGUGGCUGAUCGGGUGGAGGAUGUGUACAGUGCUCUAAGCGGAGCCAUGCCCACCGCGGGCAAUCUCAGUGGUUUCAUCGAGUCCUCGACGACGGCAGCCCGAUCGGUGCUGAGCAGCGCCCUGCCCACGUUGCCGACUCUACCGGCCACCACGUUUCAGGCCCAGACAGUGGCCACCUUCAUUUCGGCCACUGGAGGCAAGAAUCGCCCAACGACUAUAGUCCUUUAUCCAACGGUUUCUCCUGAAUCGAUCGUCAUACCGAUCGUCUCCUGCAUCUUCGGCUUCCCCAUCCUGGCCCUGAUCGUGAUCUGCUGCCUCCGGCGAAGGGCCAAGCUAGCACGGGAACGGGACCGACGAAGGAACUACGAUAUGCAGGACCAUGCCGUCAGCCUGGUCAGAUUUAGUCCAAUACAUAGGCUUAAUUACCGAUCGUCGCGAGCUAUCAGUCUACGUCCUGAACGAAGCUUGAGUCAAGGAUUCACGUCCCUGGAGCUGGACACCGUGCUGGAGGAGCGCUGCAGCGACGUGGAGCAGACCCAGACGGAGAUCCUGAAUCCUGAAUCGCCCAUGGACACCACCUCCUACAAGAUGUCCUUCUCGUCGAGCUAACAGUUAGCCAAACAGUCGGUGCCGGUCCACAACCAGGCACCAGAUCCCUUACCCUCUGACAUGGGCCAGGUAGUGGCCACCAGACCUCACCCGAAUCCCCAUCCUCCUCCCUCGACAUCCAGGUCACCGCAAUUGCUGCAGCCGCCGCAGCUCAGGAAGACGGCGAGCGUGAGGGAGGCAGGUGCUCCGCACGAUCCGGCCGCUUUGGCCAAACGUAGGAGUCGCCUCCACGAGCUGAGGGCUGCCAGUAGUAGUGGCGCCGGUUGCAGUGGCAGUUCCAGUGGCAGUGAGGCAGCUGCCGCCUUUGGCAAGCGGGAAUCGAAACGGGAUAAGUCCCGGAAGGGUGGCACUGGUGGAGCAAGUGACUCGCCGGCGAUGCGAAAAUCUCACUCCCUGGACGCCGCCGAAAGCUAUUCGCUGGCCAGCAUCCAGGCACCGCUUUGGGUGACCCUCACCAAUGCCAGGACCAUCGAGGAGCUGGCUCAGCAGAAGCUCUAAACGAGUCCCUCCCCCCCUGACUGACCCGCCCCCCAGCCCACCAAAACUACAUCCCCUCCAGACUCCUCUAGCGCCUCUGUAAAGUUAAAUGUUUAGAUGGAAAUUGUAAUUAAAAUUUAUUAAUU
Messenger RNA from Drosophila bipectinata, 1815 nucleotides. RefSeq lists its product as uncharacterized. Lineage: Eukaryota; Metazoa; Arthropoda; Insecta; Diptera; Drosophilidae. The record is from RefSeq and is a predicted model, not a curated record.